UGGUAUACCAAAUAUCCAAAGGGAUAAUAAGAGCAUGUAAAACAAGCUAGCUAGUUUCAGCGGUACGUGUGAAUGCUGUAUGCGCAACCUCAUCCCCAACCUCUCUAUAAAAAGGACCCUUCAGCUUCUCACAAAAUGCACCACCCCAAACCACCAAUUGCCCUAGUGAGGCAACAAUCCCUACCCCUUUUCCACUCCCACAUGGCUUCCAAACUUCUUCUGCUGUUUCUCUCGAGCCUGCUGGCUCACAGCAUUGGCUUAGGGAUGACACAGUCCGUCGGUCCUGUCGUUCCUUACGACCCUUGCUUAGAUCUAAACGACUACCAGUACCGGCCAUCGGAGGAGCUGCCCUAUGGUCGUUGGAGUUUCCCCGACGGCUUCGUGUUUGCCUCAGCCACAGCUGCUUACCAGGUAGAAUUAUGUAUUAUCUCAGUUACUUACAAGUUACUUACAGUAUCUAUUGCUCUCGUUCCCAUUCUUAACCUACAUCCACGUUAUGUAACACCAAUGCUCAUUAAGCACAGUAUCACGCCGACAGUGCUUAAAUCACUACUAUGAUACCAUUUCAAGAACCAGUUGAUCCCAAAAACUCAAAUUGGACUUCUGUAUAUACCUAUAAUAACCCCAGAUCGAUCGAACUGCACCAUUGGACUGUAUCUAUUACCGUGAUCAAGCUGAGAAGCUUAUGACCAUAACAUAAUUCAUGAAAGAGGAGGCCUUUUCACAAAUAUUUAUCUCGUGGUUUUUGUUUUAUUUAUCUCAUUUCUGGUUUCGUACGUAUAUAGCUAAUUAUAUUGUUUCCGUUAUUAACCCUUUCUUUUGUCAUUGUUGUUGUUCGUUUUGAUUCUGUGGGGUGAAGAUCGAGGGUGCUGCUAAUCAGUCUUGCAGAGGCCCGAGUGUUUGGGACAGAUUCGCCCAUGAGUUUCCAGAGAGGAUAGCCGAUGGGAGCAAUGGAGAUGUGGCGCUGGACCAUUAUAACCGGUUGGAGGAGGAUAUCAUCAGGAUGAAGUAUAUGAAUUUGGAUGCCUACCGAUUCUCCAUCUCCUGGACUAGAAUCAUACCAUAUGGCAAGAUCCAGACCGGAGUCAAUGAGCAAGGAAUCAAGUUUUACCACGACCUCCUCGAUCUGCUCGAGAAACAUGGACUGGAGCCUUAUGUGACCAUAUGGCAUUGGGAUACCCCUCAAGCCCUGGAAGCUGAGUAUGGUGGAUUCUUAAGCCGUAACAUUGUGAAGGAUUUCGAGGAUUACUGUGACUUCUUGUUCCAGGAGUACGGCCACAGAAUAAAAAAGUGGAUCACCUUGAACGAGCCAGUGACCUAUGUGAUGAGAGGUUACGACGAAGGGCUGCACGCACCGGGCCGCUGCUCCGUAUGGGCAAACCGAGCCUGUGUAGCCGGAGACUCCGCAACCGAACCUUACAUCGUCACCCACAACCUCCUUCUGGCUCACGCCGCUGGUUACCGUUUGUAUGAGAACAAGUACAAGAAGCAACAAGGGGUGGUAGGGAUCACCAUAGUCACGUUCUAUUUCCUUCCUUACUCUGGUCAAACAGCUGACGUCGAUGCUGCCCAGAGAGCUCUCGACUUCAUAAUUUCGCAGAUGGGUUCCGACUGGCAGUUUCUGUAUCCUGACGGACUUCGAUUGCUUUUGGAGUACACCAAAGAAACAUAUGGAGAUCAUGUCAUUUACAUAACCGAGAACGGAAUGGGGACACAGGACGACCCUAAACAGACACUCGCAGCGGCCAGAACCGACACCAUGCGAAUCACGUUCUACAACGCCCAUCUCGCGAGCAUUCGCCAGGCAAUGAGGGAGAAGGAGGUGAAGGUGAAAGGGUUCUUCGCCUGGUCGUACGCAGACAACUACGAAUGGAACGACGGGUACUCGGUCCGAUUCGGGCUCUACUACAUCAACUACACGGAUAUCUCCAGGCACCCUAAGCACUCCGCUUGCUGGUACACCAGUUUCUGCCGCCGAUCCCAGCCCAAGGGCCCUACCGAUAACAACCUCCACAUGAUUACCGCCGCCGGCGGACGCAAGGCACUCCGCCUUCCCACAGCUACUGUGUAACAUCCCGUCUCGACGACGAGGGAACGUACAAUGAUGAAGAAUAAGAAGGAUCCGAUCGACCGACGGUCACUACACUGAGCAUGAUCGUGAUGAAUACAUGCAGCGAAUAAGACAUGCAUCAUGAUGAUGAGCAGGUGGCCUUGUGAUCUGAUUGUUCAUUUUCAUUUUUCCUUUCUUUGUUGUUCAGUAGAAGACGACGGAUGAUAUGUUGUACUGUGUACUGUUGUUGUUGUUCAAAAAUGAAUAAAACUAUUACUAAAUAAAUAA
This is a messenger RNA of Linum tenue, 2338 nucleotides long. The record is from the annotation of a GenBank genome assembly. Lineage: Eukaryota; Viridiplantae; Streptophyta; Magnoliopsida; Malpighiales; Linaceae.